GAUCCACUUACAUAUGUGACCCAUUCAAGCAUCGGCUUGAGUUUAGGGCAAAGGGACUACUCACCAUACCCUCCAGAACUCACUUACCCUACCCUGUGGGUGCCCUCUCACCCCCAUGGAUUGUGGGUAGUUAUUGGUCAAAGUAUUUCAAGAUGGCGGACGUGAAUGCGGUGAAUCGGCGUCUUUUGGAGAUUUCUAUAUGUGCUCUGCUGCGAGAACAAGGAUUUUCAUCAGCUUCUAAGAUAGCUUUAGAGACCCUUACUGAAAUGCUUCAAAGCUACCUGGGUGAGCUUGGACACAGUUGCAAGCUGAGCUGCGAACUUUCCGCCCGAGUUAAGCCGACUCUAAGUGACGUAAAAGUGGCUCUGAUUGAUAUGGGUGCAGACCUUGAUUCUUUACCACUAUAUGGAAAACGGACCAAUCGAACUCAUGUAAACAACCCUCUGAAGUCUCGCAUAACACCAACACCCAAAGCUUUAGCAGCAGGCACUAAACAGACACGGCCAGCUCAUAUUCCUGCACAUCUUCCACCACUUCCAGAUCCUCAUUCCUACAUCAAGACACCAGCCUUCAGACAGUCGAGCAAAGAAUAUCAAGCAGUACGAGAGAAAUAUGCUGCACAGAGAAAAGAUAUUGAAGAAGGGUUAUCUAAGUUUUUGGCAAAGACAGCAGAACUUAGCUCUGGGAUUUGUGAAGGAUUGGACCCACCAACAUAUCCUUUGCUUGUGAACGAGUUCAGUGGUCUGCCUUAUUUAUCUGCGCUUGGAGACUUCGACGACGCCGAGCUGCUUGAACUUGAUGAAUCCCUUGCUAAAGAAGCACCUUCAAGUAGUGUUUUACCAACAAGCUCACAGAACACGGAAUCCUUCGAUAACCCUUACCUCAGACCAGCCAAGAGAGCGCGAAAAACUAUUAAGCCAAGCUGAAGUGAUGCAGGCUUUGAUCAAUUCUCGCUGGUGUCAACUUCACGUUUUGAAAAGAAUUGUCAGAAACGGAAUUUAAAUUUUUCUUUAUUCUCGUUCUUGUUUGGAAAAUAUCCGUAGAAGCCUCCAAAGAUUUGACCCUUUUCUGGAAAAUGAUUUGAAAUUUGUUACUUUUUAUAGCC
Molecule: messenger RNA, 1105 nt
Organism: Pocillopora damicornis (cauliflower coral)
Lineage: Eukaryota; Metazoa; Cnidaria; Anthozoa; Scleractinia; Pocilloporidae
Product: transcription initiation factor TFIID subunit 8
Biological process (GO): transcription initiation at RNA polymerase II promoter
Cellular component (GO): transcription factor TFIID complex
Molecular function (GO): protein heterodimerization activity
Source: RefSeq, a predicted model, not a curated record